AUGUGGAGCAUGUGGUUCUCGCUCAGCUAUGUGGCUGACCCACAGAAGGCAGUCACGGAUGGAGCUUAUAAAGGAAGGAGAGAGGCCCAUACACUGAGCUCAGAGGCAGGAGAGGAUGAGUUUGAAGUGCUUGAGGAACACGGAGUGACCCCAGGAAGGAGCUGGGCCAUGUUAGGUGGAGCUGAGAGAGGAGCCCCAGAUUCAAGGAGAGUGAUAGCACCUUUGUCACCACGUCAUGUCCCUGUACUCUACGUGCUGCAUCUACACCCAGGACCGACGGUAACUGAGGCGGAGGGGAAAGGAGGGCCUGAGAUGGCAAGUCUGUUCUCCUCGGCGGUUCCUGUGUCCUUCAUUUCCACGCGAGAGCCUGUGCUGGACACUGGAGUUGGUGGAGAAGGAGCCAGUGACAGGCAGAGGAGCAAACUGUCUUUAUCACACUCCAAGAUCCCAGCUGCUAAAAUCCACACUGAGCUCUACUUACCAGCCUUCUUCUCUCUUGCCGGAACCUCCUCUGUACUCAGACAGCAGCCUUAGCACCACCUCACACUAUCUAUCAUCCACACUGCAGCAAGGUGAUUCUGCCAAAACAUAUCUCCUUAAAAGCCAACUGGAGCUUCCCAUCAGCAUCAAUGUGAAGCCAAAAAUCCUUAGGAGGACAGAGGGAGUCCCUCACAACAUAGACCGGUCCCCUUCCCUCCAGCUGCCUGGACUGUCCAAAGGACUCUCUUCCUGCCUGCGGCCACACUGCACAACUUGGAAUUUCCCCACCUGGGCGGACUCAUCGCGUCAUCACCAACUGGAUGCAUCUUCUGCUCUGUGCAGCUGGUAAAAUCUUUCUCAACCCUUGAGAUGCAGCCCAAUCUCCUCCUAACAUCUGGAUUCCUGUCACUGCAUUCCCUCCUGUCAUCCUGCCUUUGUUUUCUUACCCUCCUCUCUCUCCUGUGUGAUAGACAUUAAUUAAAAUUAAAUAAAAAUUCAGAUCAUCCUUGUA
Molecule: messenger RNA, 991 nt
Organism: Piliocolobus tephrosceles (Ugandan red Colobus)
Lineage: Eukaryota; Metazoa; Chordata; Mammalia; Primates; Cercopithecidae
Gene: ARMS2
Product: age-related maculopathy susceptibility 2
Source: RefSeq, a predicted model, not a curated record